This is a messenger RNA of Doryrhamphus excisus (bluestripe pipefish), 8157 nucleotides long. It is a transcript of the gene dop1a, whose product is annotated as DOP1 leucine zipper like protein A. Lineage: Eukaryota; Metazoa; Chordata; Actinopteri; Syngnathiformes; Syngnathidae. Gene Ontology annotation, cellular component: trans-Golgi network; endosome. Gene Ontology annotation, biological process: Golgi to endosome transport. The record is from RefSeq and is a predicted model, not a curated record.
AGUGGGUUGACGCUACGCUGGGCAGGAAGUGCUGGCUGGUGAUCUGCAGUGCAGUCUAGGAGCUGUCAUUCCCAUUCCAUUGUACCUCUGAUGAUGAGCUCAUGGUUAAUAAUUUGUACACAGCGGGAAGAAGCACACCGGAAGUAUGUAGGAUAUACUCAGCCAUUGUCUGCCAGCAAAGCCCGAUUGCCACAAGACCUUACCGAGUGACAUAGAUGUCGGGCCCUUCAUCUCUAUUCUCUUAGCAAUCUGCUACCAAACGCUAGCGUCCUUGCUAGCACUGUUGCUGAUGUUGUCAGCCAAUUUUACUCCUCAAACCGUGCUUGUGUUUGAAUGACACUUUACGGCAACUGCAGUAAGCUAUGACGGUGUGAUGUACUUAUGUCUGCCUGGUGUUUGACGUUAGCACAAUAACCACGCAGGAGAAUGAAUGCAGAGGAAGUGGAGCUGCUCGGUGACUCCAAGUACAGGAACUAUGUGGCCGCCGUGGAUAAAGCCCUUAAGAGCUUUGAGUACUCCAGUGAGUGGGCAGACCUCAUCUCUGCUCUGGGCAAGCUCAACAAGGUUUUGCAAAACAAUGCAAAAUACCAGGUGGUCCCCAAAAAGCUGACAAUAGGCAAGAGGCUGGCCCAAUGCCUGCAUCCUGCCCUGCCCAGUGGAGUCCACCGUAAGGCCUUGGAGACCUACGAGAUCAUUUUUAAGAUCAUCGGUCCCAAGAGGCUGGCCAAAGACCUUUUUCUUUAUAGCUCUGGCCUCUUCCCUUUACUCACCAAUGCUGCCAUGUCUGUGAAGCCUGUGCUGCUGGGCCUCUAUGAGACCUACUACCUGCCUCUCGGCAAGACCUUGAAGCCCGGCCUGCAGGGUCUCCUCACUGGGGUGUUGCCUGGCCUUGAGGAGGGCUCUGAGUACUAUGACAGAACCAACACCCUGUUGGAGAAGGUGGCGGCAGCCGUGGAGCAUUCGGCAUUCUACAGUGCCUUAUGGGGCAGCAUUCUGACCAGCCCUGCUGUGCGUCUUCCAGGGGUCACCUUUGUCCUGUUGCACCUCAACCGCAAGCUCUCCAUGGAGGACCAGCUCUACAUCAUGGGCAGUGACAUUGAACUCAUGGUCGAGGCUGUCAGUACGUCAGUCCAGGAUUCAAGUGUGCUGGUGCAAAGGAGCACUUUGGACUUGAUUCUUUUCUGCUUCCCCUUCCACAUGAGCCAAGCCACUCGCCCUGACAUGAUACGGAUCCUGUCAGCUGCUUUGCAUGUGGUUUUAAGAAGAGACAUGUCCCUGAACCGCAGACUCUACGCCUGGUUGCUGGGGCUCGACAACAAUGGGGUGAAACCAGGCCCCCGCAGCACUCGACAGAGCAACCCAGAAGAGCAUGCGAGCCACUAUUUCAACACCUUCUCUAAAGACAUGCUUGUCCAGGCAAUGGUGGGGAUAUUGCAGGGCAAGGCACGAGGUGGGGAAGAGGAAAGCAUUCUCAUGCACGACCUCAAGCCAUUUCGCAUCCUCAUCAGUCUGCUGGACAAACCGGAGCUUGGCCCUGCAAUCUUAGAGGAUGUUCUUAUUGAGGUGUUUCGUACUCUACACACACAAUGCAAAACGGAGUUAGACCUCCAAAACCAGAGUCCCUUCACCAAGGACCACACGCACCUUAGCAGUAAACUUCGUGAAAAUAAGAAGACGGCAGAACUGAUUAAAACAGCCAAUCUCCUGUUCAACUCCUUUGAGCCAUACUACAUGUGGGACUAUAUCGCUCGCUGGUUUGAGGAGUGCUGCAGGAGGACAAUGAAUGUGUGUGCAAGCGUUCCAAGACAUGCUGGGAAUUUUGAUACCCCAGAGCUCUGCUUGAUGGAGUUCUGUCAGCUAGUUGAUUUCCUGCUGGACAUUGUUUCCUUGCCUACUAGAAGCAUGAGGGUAAUCUGCCAGGAGACGUACAUCGAGAUUCAGACGGAGCAUCUUCCUCAGCUGUUGUUGCGUAUGGUGGCAGCACUAACCUGUCACCUACAGACCUUGGGGCUCAGAGAGCUCACUCACUGCCUACGCCUCUGCUCCAAGAUCUUGAGCAAAGUGCAGCCACCAUUGGUGUCUCCUUUGGCUCUGCCCACCACCCCCCAAGUACAGGGCUUUUCCAACUCUCCCGGCAGCGCUUCAGACUCCGCCAAAGAAAACAAGAAAAAUCUUCCUGUACCUCUGGAAACAUCUGGAAGCGGGGACUUGUGCCAAGAUGGAGAAAAUCCUCCCAGCAGUCACUCUUCUGAAAGUGGCUUCACAGACUUUGUCCAAUACCAAGAAAAUGGCCCUGACACAGAAGGUCCAAAUCACUCGGCACUUAAAACAGGCCGCUGCUCCUCUGGCCCAUCUCAGGCUAAACCUCUGGACAAACCAGUCAUGCAGUGCUGCUUGGAACGCUUCCAACAAUUUAUCUCGCGGCUUAUUACCUUGCAUCUUACCUCUGAGCAGGCGGACAAAGCUGAGAAGGAUGGAGGAGAGGUACUGCAGUCAGCAAACCUGAUAUUAGACAGCUCCCAACUCAACGGUCGGAUAGACCAGACCGAGUCAUGCCCAGAGUCUGCGAUGGUGCAGAAAGAGUGUGUUGCUGCUUUUACUGCUGCCUGCCAGCUCUUCUUGGAAUGUUCCAGUUUCCCAGUCUACAUCGCAGAAGGGAAUCUGAAGGCUUCACCCACACAGGAAGAACAGUGUGACAGCGAGCGGGUGUGUUUGCCAGUGUGGCUGCAAAAACUGAUGGAUGCCUCCUGCCUGGCUAGCGACUUUGGUUUGCAAGGCGUGGCCAUUUCUCUACUGAUGGACCUGGUAGGACUCACUCAGUCCGUCGCUAUGGUGACAGCCGAGAGCGUAGCAUCUAACGGCAGCUCAGAGGCGGCCCAGCCCAUGAGUCCGAGCCAAGGUCGAGUGGCUGUCGUCAUCAGGCCUCCACUCACUCAGGGAAUCCUUAAGUACAUCGCAAACAAGACAGACUUCUUCAAGAAUGUGGCUCUGAUCCUGUGGGACCAGUUGAGUGAAGGAACACCUCAGCAUCAUCAACGUAGUGUGGAGCUCUUCUAUCAGCUCCACAACCUAGUGCCGUCAUCCAGCAUCUGUGAGGAUGUGAUCAGCCAACAGCUCAUGCAUCGGGACAAGAAAAUUCGCCUAGAAGCCCACGUGAAGUUUUCUGUGCUGUGGCAUUUGACGCGGGAUUUGAACAUCACCAAGUCUUCUCCUUUUAAUCGAACAUUUGACAGAUCUCUUUUCAUCAUGCUAGACAGUCUUAGUUACUGGGAUCCAUGUACCAGUUCAGUUGGCCGGGCUUGGCUCAAUCAGGUCCUUCAAAGACAUGAUAUUGCUCGCGUACUGGAGCCCCUGCUUCUCCUUCUCCUCCACCCCAAGACCCAUAGGGUUUCCAUUCAAAAGGUACAAGCCCAGCGACACUGGGCCACUGUUUUUCCUGGCCUGCCUGAGCAGGCGCCAUUGGAACCGAUCUACAUCAGAGAUUCCGGCUUCUCUGACAAUCUCAGUCACGUACAUGAGGCACAGGGGGACUUCCGAGGUCUUGAUGUGGGCGACAUGGAGCCGUUCUGUCUCACUGUGAACCCUCUGAGUGACAGCCUGUCUAUACUAAGCCUGAGCAGUGAGAAUUUACAAUUAACUGGUGAAUUUCCGCCUGCUGACCAGCAGGGGGAGCCCCAGUCCUCUGAAUCAACUGGUUCUCGUUCAUCUCCAGUGGAAAAUGGAAGCUUUGAGGAGCCAGAGGUUGUAAACAGCACUGCCAAUAGUUCUGAUCAGCAGCCUGCUUCUUCAGAUGACAUGUCUGACGACUCUUUGGAAGAGAUUGUGUCCUCUGUUGUAAAUGAGCUAAUAGAAAAGGUUCUGAGGUUAGUAGCUGAAGAGCCUUUUGAAAUCCCACCUCAGUCUGAAAACUGGCCUCAAACAGACUCAGAGAGCACUUCCUCAGAUACCUCCACUGGUCCCCAUCUUGAGUCCGGACUUCCUCAUACUUCCAACCACCAGACUCUUCCAGAGAUUCUCGCUGAAGGAACUCUGGAGUUCCUCUGCGUCACUUCAUCAGAUGUAGCUAAAGAGGAGCAGCAUCGAGAGGGCAUCACCCGGCACAGUUCCUCCCCUUCUAUUGUCACAUUACCCGACAACCCAGACCUAGCCAUUUCAGACCGCAACCUGCGAGUAGAUGACCCUCAAGCACGUAAACGUAGCCACAGUAGUACUCAGCUGAGCCUUAAAGGGAAAAUCAUGGAGAAGUUAUCCGACAAAUCGCCAGGGGCCAGGCCCAAGAUCAAAAAGUCCAAAAGAAAAGAGGAGCAGAGAAAGGCUGCAAUCCAGGCUGACAAAACACAACCACCGAGUAUUUUCUUCGGGGACAGCCUGGAUCUGGAGAACUGGUAUAGCUGUGGGGAGGGCGAGGUAUCAGAGAUCGAAAGUGACACUGGCUCACCCAAUGGCUGUCCAAGUGGGACGGUUGGAAGUGUUGGUGUCGCAGGACGAAGAUCGUCUUCCGCCUCACCUCGAGUCCACAUCCAUCCCCUCUACCAGCAUGUUCUUCUAUAUCUCCAGUUAUAUGACUCCUCCAGGGCCCUGCACGCCCUGUCAGCAGUUGCAGCCAUGCUCAGGGCCGCUCCCUCAGGGUUUGUAAGCGCUAUCUCCACCACCAGCAUCAACAACACUUAUACCCCACAGCUGUCUUUGCUCCAAAACUUACUAGCCCGUCACAGGGUGUCCGUCAUGGGCAAAGACUUCUACUGCCCCAUUCCUCAGGACUCCCACUCGCACUCUUUUCGCAGUGCCAUGUAUCUGGAGAUCAUCAUAUCGCUCUGUCUCUACUUCCUAAGAAGCUAUUACUCUGCCCACGUGGCAGCUGGCCCUCAGGACUUGGCGGGGAACCGGGCCAUGCAGCUCACCAGUAUCGAGGUCUUGACUCUUCUCUUCAACGAGCUAUCCAAAGUCACGGGGGGCUCGGCGAAAGGCUUUGCUAGUUUUAUCUACGACGUCCUGUCUAAGUGCAAAGUUCAGAAGGUUGUUCUCCAUUGCCUGCUCUCCUCGAUAUUCAGUGCCCAGAAAUGGCAUGACCAACGGUUGGCCAGCAGAAACAUAGCGACCGUGGAGGAAGGUCUUUCAGAGGACAGCGUCAUCAACUUGUCAGAGGACCAGAUGGAUGGCUGUAGCGCAGUCCAGUCCCAGUUACUCAGACUGCUGCAGAGCCUCGUUGUACUUGAGCAUAGAGUUCUGGUGCCAGCUGAAGAAGGAGAACCUGCAGGCGCUGGAGCAGGUGGUGCAGGCGCGGGCAGCGGCACAGGGCCUGGGUUUGAGAUCUUGGGUGGAGAAGUGGAACAUGUCAACCCUCAGCAGCCAAUGACAUCACUGCAAUACCUUCAUGGCCAGCCAAUCACAGCACAGGGCAUGUUUUUAUGCGCGGUGAUCAGGGCAUUGCAUCAACACCAUGCGUGUAAGAUGCAUCCUCAGUGGAUUGGACUCAUCACAGCCACACUGCCGUACAUGAGGAGGGUUCUGAGAAGGGUGGUUGCAUCAGUCACCCUCCAGCUGUGCAGGAACCUGGACAAUCUACUUCACCAGUACCGCUAUGAGACUGGAAUUACUGAUACCAGGCCUCAGUGGACGGCUCUCUGCAUUCCUCCCGACUUGAUACUGACAGUGCUGGAGGGCAUCACUGCCAUCAUCCAUUAUUGCCUGCUUGAUCCCACUUCCCAGUACCACCAGUUACAAGUGAGUGUUGACCAGAAGCACCUGGCGGAAGCUCGUUCAGGCAUCCUGUCCAUUCUCCACACCAUCAUGUCCUCUGUCACGCUGUUAUGGAGUGUCCUCCACCAUGCCGACAACUCUGACAAGCCAGCUGCUGCUUCUGCCGCGUCCACGUCCAACAUCAAUCUGGGCUCCACUAAGAAAAUACGUCAGCAAAUUCUUGAGCUGCUCGGACCGAUCUCCAUGAACCACGGGGCUCACUUUAUGGCAGCCAUUGCCUAUGUUUGGAAUGAGCGGAAACAGGUCAAGACUCCAGUCAGAAAUAAAGUAAUUCCACUUGCCAGUGAAGAACAGCUGUUGCUGGUUGAGCUGGUCCGCUCAGUGAGUGCAAUGCGCACUGAGACUGUCAUGCACACAGUUAAAGAGGUUUUGAAGCAGCCGCCAGCCAUUGCGAAGGACAAGAAACACCUUUCUUUGGAGGUCUGCAUGCUGCAGUUCUUCUAUGCAUAUGUCCAGAGGAUCCCAGUUUCCACAUUGGUUGACAGCUGGCCAUCUCUGCUGGCACUGCUAAAGGACUCGGUUCAGUUAGGCCUGCCUGCUCCAGGACAGUUUUUAAUACUUGGUGUUCUGAAUGAAUUCAUCUUGAAGAACCCCAACCUGGAAAAUAAGAAGGACCAGCGAGAGCUCCAGGAUGUGACACAUAAAAUCGUGGAGGCCAUUGGGACAAUUGCGGGUUCCUCUCUGGAGCAAACUACCUGGCUGAGAAGAAACCUGGAGGUGAAGGCCUCUCCUCAGAUUGUUGUGGAUGGAACAAACCUUGAGGCAGAUGUUGAAGAUUUAAUGCUCACAGUAAUGGAGGCAUCCAACUUUACUCCAUCCGUCUACAGCGUUCAUGCCCUCACACUGCUGGCUGAGGUGCUGGCUCACUUGUUGGACACGGUGUUCUACAGUGAUGAGAAGGAGCGGGUCAUACCAUUGCUGGUCAAUAUCAUGCAUUACGUAGUUCCUUACCUACGCAAUCACAGUGCUCACAAUGCCCCCAGCUACCGGGCCUGCAUCCAACUGUUGAGCAGUCUGAGUGGUUACCAGUACACACGCAGAGCCUGGAAGAAAGAGGCAUUUGACCUCUUCAUGGACCAUACCUUCUUCCAGAUGGAUUCAUCCUGUGUCAGCCACUGGAGGGCGAUCAUUGACCAUUUGAUGACACAUGACAAGACGACAUUCAGAGACCUCAUGACCCGGGUAGCUGUUGCCCAGAGCAGCUCCCUCAGUCUGUUCACCAAUAGAGAUGCUGAACUCGAACAGAGGGCCAUGCUGCUCAAGCGCCUGGCCUUCACCAUCUACAGCAGUGAAGUAGACCAGUACCAGAAGUACCUGCCUGACAUACAAGAGCGCCUUGCUGAGAGCCUGCGUCUGCCUCAGGUGCCCAUCCUCCACGCACAGGUGUUCUUGUUCUUCAGGGUACUACUGCUGCGCAUGUCACCUCAACACUUGACCUCGCUAUGGCCCACCAUGAUCACUGAACUGGUCCAGGUGUUUCUAUUAAUGGAACAGGAGCUGAUGGCAGAUGAGGACAUAUCAAGGACGUCAGGGCCAUCUGUGGCUGGCUUAGAGACCACCUACUCUGGAGGAAAUGGCUUUUCAACCUCCUACAACAGCCAACGCUGGCUCAACCUCUAUCUGUCAGCCUGCAAGCUGCUGGACUUGGCCUUGGCGCUACCGCCUGAGAGCCUGCCUCAGUUCCAGAUGUACCGCUGGGCCUUCAUCCCUGAAGCCUCCGACGAUUCUGGAUUGGAGGUCAGACGUCAAGGGACGCACCAGCGGGAGUUUAAACCCUACGUGGUACGACUGGCCAAGCUGCUGAGGAAACGAGCAAAGAAAAAUCCAGAAGAGGACUGCUCCACCCGAACACUAUCCUGGGAGCCAGGACACCUGAUGCUAACCCUUUACGUUAUCCGCAGCAUGGAGCAGCUGCUGCCCUUCUUCAGCCUGCUCAGUCAGGUGUUUAACAGCAAAGCCAGUAGCCGCUUCAGUCCCGCCUACACCCACAACCAUGCAGAUGGCUCUUUACCCGCCCACAAGGAGGGCCACAAGUUGGAGAGCCAAAAAGUUUUCUGGAGUCGAGCUCGGCAGAACAUUGAAGAAAUGGUGGAAAAAGACUUUCUAGAAGGUCUUAUCAAGACGUGAGAACAAGGGUCUCAACAACACAUGAAACAACUGAUCAGCACUAGUGACAAACCUCAACUGGGAUAUCACCACAAGGGAGAAUGAUUUGUACAUGUUUUGUAUUUAUAAUUAUUUUACUUUUCAAAGGCCAUUAGGUUUUAAUUAUUUGUACAUACAAAGAUAGCCUCGAUGGCUGACUUUUAAUACUUCAUGGCAGUCCUUCAGGACCAAAGACAAGAUGCCGUGCCAUUCCAUGUUGAUGUGACUUAAUAAAGAACAGGUCUCACAGGC